Molecule: messenger RNA, 2026 nt
Organism: Panicum virgatum (switchgrass)
Lineage: Eukaryota; Viridiplantae; Streptophyta; Magnoliopsida; Poales; Poaceae
Product: splicing factor U2af small subunit B-like
Exons: 3
Coding region: 709-1470 (253 amino acids)
Biological process (GO): mRNA splicing, via spliceosome
Cellular component (GO): spliceosomal complex; U2AF complex
Molecular function (GO): pre-mRNA 3'-splice site binding; metal ion binding
Source: RefSeq, a predicted model, not a curated record
UGGAGAUCCUCUGGACCUGCUCUGUUCGCUAAUGCCCCCUGUCGCUGGCUCUCCCUCCCCUGACCGCGGCGCCGCCGAACGCGCCUCGGUCUAGAAUUCCAGAUCCUGGGCAGCCUGCACCCGCAACCACGCCUCUCCUCCUCCUCCUGUAGCCGCCGCCGCCGCCGCCGUCCUUAUCUCCCCCGCACCGUCGCAGAGUGGGAUCCAUCUGGACUCGAAAUUUCCUCUCUCUCGCUGAUUAGGUUUUUAAAUUGGCUGAAAUAAAAUUCUUUGCCGGACGGAUAUUACAAGGCCUACCUGAGAAGGAGGUGCUCUUGUGCAAGGCGAAAAGUUGCAUUGCUUUCUGUUUUUGCCUUGUUGGUCUCUUUGCAGUUGCAGUUGCAGGGACACUAUCAGUAUAUCUUCAUUUUGCUGUUGCAGGGGUUGUACCUUUGGUGUUAACUAUUUGUACGGUGUGCAUAGUUUAGGCUAAGUAACAGAAUGCAGAUAUUCAUUUAUGCUCUGCAGUAGGAGAAAUGUUAAAUUCUCCUAUGUCAUUAACAAUUUAUGCUCAUUUUAUUCUGUUAUUAACAAUUUGAGUUAGUGUGCAGAUUAGGUCAUAAGAAGCGGGAUUAGUGUUAUUUUGCAAGAACUCCAGACCUGUUAUGUAUUGGGACUGCAGGUCUGAGUAGCUGCUCCUUUUUUGGGCAGUUAACCUCAGUGUUCAAAAUGAACGGGCUUCUAAUUAGUUGGACCUAUUCUGAAUCAUGGCGGAGCACUUGGCUUCGAUAUUUGGUACAGAAAAAGAUUGGGGCUUGCCGCCAUGGGGAUCGUUGCUCCCGUCUGCAUAAUAGGCCAACCAUAUCACCGACUCUUGUGCUGGUUAACAUGUAUCAACACCCUGACAUGAUCACCCCUGGGGUUGAUGCUCAAGGCCAGCCAAUUGAUCCUCGCAAGAUGCAGGAGCAUUUUGAAGAUUUUUAUGAGGAUAUCUUUGAAGAACUGAGCAAAUUUGGUGAGAUUGAGAACCUCAAUGUCUGCGACAACCUUGCUGAUCACAUGAUAGGCAAUGUCUAUGUCCAAUUCAGGGAGGAAGAUCAGGCAGCUGCAGCUCAUACAGCCCUUCAGGGCCGCUUUUACUCUGGCCGCCCGAUUGUUGUCGACUUCUCCCCAGUUACUGAUUUUCGUGAAGCAACCUGCAGACAGUAUGAGGAGAACAGCUGCAAUCGUGGUGGAUAUUGCAAUUUUAUGCAUGUGAAGCAGAUUAAUAGGGAUCUGAGGAAAAAGCUCUUUGGGCGUUACAGGAGACCAAACAGGGGAAGGAGCCGCAGCCCUAGCCCACAUCACAGGAGUGUGCGUCGUGACCGAGAUGAUUACCGUGGCGGUGGUGGCGGCGGCAGCCGUGGCCACGACUACCAUGGUGGCGGUGGUCGUGACCGUGAUGACUACCAUGGUGGCGGUGGUGGGCGCAGGGGUGGAGGCAGCAGGUAGGAAAGGUACGAUGAUGGAGGGAGGUGCAGGCAUGGUGGCAGCCCCCCUCCCAGGCGUGCAAGAAGCCCCGUCAGGGAGAGCAGUGAGGAGCGCAGGGCUAAGAUUGAGCAGUGGAACCGUGAGAGGGAGGAAAAGCAAGGGUGAGCAGCCCCCCUUCAAGGCAGGCAAAGGCAGACAUUAAGUUGUCAGAAUGUUUACUGGUGCCGUUCUAUGCUGUGUGUGGCCUGUGGGUCUGUGGGAGAUUGCUAUGUUGUCAGAAUUGUGUUAGUUUGAUGAUGUGUAGUGAGGGUGAGCAGCCCCCCUUCAAGGCAGGCAAAGGCAGACAUCAAGUUGUCAGAAUGUUUGCUGGUGCCGUUCUAUGCUGUGUGUGGCCUGUGGGAGAUUGCUAUGUUGUCAGAAUUGUGUUAGUUUGAUGAUGUGUAGUGUAGGUCAAGGAUUCUAAUCUAUUUUGCUCAUUAAGACUCUGAAACUGUCAUUUGUGUGUUGCGAAAAACAUUGUUGUAAGCUCUUGUGCGUUUCACACCAUUCUACAAUGCAGCUUUCGUAUGAUGCCGUA